GCUGUGGGGAGUGCGGAGCGGGGCCGGGGGGGCCAUGAUCGCACCCGCCCCCGGGAGCCGCGCCGCCUCCAACCGGGAGCCCUAAAGCCUCUCGGCACCGCGCUGCCGUUCUCCGUGCAGGCAUGGGGAACCAGGUGGAGAAGCUGACCCAUCUGAACUACAAGGAAGUCCCCACGGCUGACCCAACGGGCAUGGACAGAGAUGAAGGGCCCAGGAUCGGGGUCUCCUACAUCUUUUCCAAUGAUGACGAUGAGCUGGAGCAGCAGCAGGACUCGGGACAUGACCUCGGGGGUGAGCACCCUGCCCUGCAGCCCUAUGAUCCCCAGCUGCACGAGGUGGAGUGCUCUGUUUAUUACCGGGAUGAGUGCAUCUACCAGAAGAGCUUUUCUGAGGAGGAUGUGCUGCCGGAGGAGGGCGAGGAAGGAGGCAGGGGGCACCUGAGCACCUACACCCCAGAGAACCUGCUGAACCGCUGCAAACCAGGCGACCUGGUGGAGUUUGUGUGCCAGGCCCAGUACCCGCACUGGGUGGUCUACGUGGGGGAUUUUCAGGUUGUGCACCUGCACAGGCUGGAGGUGGUGAACAGCUUCCUCACCGAUGCCAGCCAGGGCAGGAGGGGCCGCAUUGCCAACCAGCUGUACCGCUACAAACCCCUCAGCCCGGCCGUGGUGGUACGCAAUGCCCUGGAGCAGGUGGGCUGCAAGGACCGGGACCUGAGCUGGAGAAACUCGGAGUGUUUUGCUGCCUGGUGCCGCUAUGGCAAGCGGGAGUUUAAAAUCGGCGGGGAGCUGCGCAUCGGCAAGCAGCCCUACCGCCUGCAGAUCCGGCUGGGUGACAAGCGCAGCCACACGCUGGAGUUUCAGAGCCUGGAGGAUCUGAUCAUGGAGAAGAGGAGAAAUGACCAGAUUGGUAGGGCUGCCGUGAUCCAGGAGCUCUCCAGCCACCUGCAGGCUGCAGAGGAAGAGGAUGAGGAGGAUGAGGAAGACCAUCCCCACCAUCCAGGUGCCCGGACUGCUGUGGAGUAGUGCCUUAGCACUGCCAUGCUGCUCGGGCUGGGUGAUGGGGAUUAAAACGGAAGGCUGCGAAAUUGAGCUGUUAUAAACCCUUUGGGCCGUUUCAGUGCAGCUUCAUUCCGAUCACAUGUGAAAGGAAGGGGGAAAGCUGAUUAAGUGUCUGUGCUUUAGUGCUUAACUCCUUCAGUGCUUGAUGAUAAAAACCACUGACUUAUUGUAGAGGAUAAAACUCAGGGCAACUCUAUCCUUCUCUGCUCCCACCUCUUUCCCUUCCUCUGUGCCCGCCCUUCCCUCCACCAUCUGCCAGUAGGCCUGACCCUAUGGGAUGCUAAAUGCCUUUGACAUCUACUUAUUGGCAGAAGUUAAGAGUACUUAAUAGUAUUAAGGAGCCAACAACUUCAGGACAUGGCCAUGUUUAUCUGAGCGUAUGAUCAGUUGGUAGCUGGGAAGUGUGAUGUAUUGCUGUCCCUUGUCUGCCCAUUUCUCUUCAGUUGUGGUUCAGUUGGUCUUGCAACAGGCUGCUUGCUUGCUUACGUGGUGCUAGGCUUCAUGGAUGGGUGGCCAGUUCCACAGGAGGUGCAAGGGAGAAAUCAGUGCUGACUUCAGUGAAAUGCUUUUGAUAUGCCUGGUGCUUUCUUAAUAGAAAUGUGCAGGUGGGCUGGGGGAGCUCUGUCUUUGCUAGCAGCACGUGCUUCUGUUGGGAAGAGAGCAGCUGUUACUGCUGACCAUUCCCAGGGAGGAGGAAUCUCACAACCCUGAUUGCAGAGUCUGUGCAUUGGUGCGUGCCUGGGCUCUUACAGGCACAUACUGAGCUCUGCUAGAGCUUGUUACAGGCUUCCCAUAAAGCAAGCAGCAGAGAUCCAGAUGACAUCUGUGGUGAGCAUAGAAGCAGGCUGUUUCUGUGCACCAGCACAUCUCCAGUAAGCUGCCCCUCAAGAAGGUGGUCUCAUGGCUGGGAGUGUGGCACAGGUCCUGCACAGCAGCACUCCCUCCUUGCGAUGGGAAGGAGUGAAGGAGGAAGGCAGGGGGGUUGGGGUGUUCAUUUUAUUCCCCCCUUGUCACAAAGCAAUUUCCUCUUUAGAAACUUCAUGUUUCCCUAUUUUGUACUAAUUUUUAUGAUGUGCAGCUUAGCUAUAGCACUAGAAGAGAGGAUAUGCCUCGGGAGUUGUAGUGUAGGUCCCCCAUUCAGUGGGUUGGGGGGUGCAGCACUGCCUCCCUUGAAUGUUUCCUGAAUUCUGCUUUCAGCUGUUGAACUGUUCUCCCACGUGGGCACCAUCAGAUCAUUGUCCUGAGAUCUUAAGUGUGUGAGCAAACAGAUUUGGACGCCACUUAUAAUACAAAAUUCCUUCCCUUUAAAAGCACAAUAGUGAAGAGGCGAACCUGAAGAUAAGCUUGAGUUCAUUUAAAUAACAGCAAUUAAUGUGCUGUACACUUAGAAGUGUUGUUACUGCCGUCUUCCCUGCGGUUGUUUAUGGUUAUACCACAAAUAGCAAAGUACUCCAUGUCCUUUCUACCCCUUGGGAGCAAAGGUUGUUGACUAAGAAGUUGAUACCUAUUUUUGAUUAGUUAUAACUACAUAAAGCAACUUUGACAAUAUGGUUUAAAUAAAUCUGAGUUGUUUUCUUCCUAAGAUACACAACCUGGGGGGGAACAAGGCAGUGAUAAACUCCUUUAGCCUUGCUUCCAGAGGAAAUGUGGCUUUAAGGUUAUGCAAAUACACCAUACAGUGUUUCCUUAUUGACUCUGUGUUCUCAUUUUGGACUGCAAAAUGCUCAAACCCAAAAGAGAAUUUAACACUCAGCUCUGUUAGAAUGCUAUAGCUCAGGUGACUGCACUGAUGGUUUUCUUCAAUAUGCAGUAGAGUCGUACUCGUGUCGGUGUGGCUGUCAAGCAAAUGUGCAACCUUGCUUUAAAAAGUAUGGUAACAACCCAUAUCUGACUGCAGUAGUGUUUGUGUAUGGAGGGAUGCAUGCAGCUUUCAUACAAUUAAAUGCUGAAAGCUGAAAUGAUCAUGGAGUAAGUCCAGAAGAGAAUGGAGACUCUGUGCUGUACUGACUCGUAUACAACAACUGAGGUUAUCUAGACCACAAGUAAAUGUCUGCCUGUUGUUUCUUUCAUACUGACCCUUGUACAUAACAAAGUUUAUUUCUCUGUGUAAUAUAUGUAUGUAAAAUAAUAUUUUCUUACAGAUAUUUUUGAAAGUUUAAAAAAAAAUAAUCCAUCAAAACCUUGCAUUUGAAAGUAAGUUGUUAUGCACAUUAUUUUCCAGUCCUCUGAAUGGGUUUAUUUUUCAUUAAUGAUCUAAAAUAUAUUCUGGGUCAUAAAGUAUAGAAACUGCUAUAAAUGUCAAAUAUUAUGUAUCUACAGGGUACUAAACAGUAAACUAGUUGUGAAAAUA
Messenger RNA from Centrocercus urophasianus (Greater sage-grouse), 3411 nucleotides. It is a transcript of the gene LRATD2, whose product is annotated as LRAT domain containing 2. The coding region runs from base 123 to 1025 and encodes 300 amino acids. The record is from RefSeq and is a predicted model, not a curated record. NCBI's taxonomy places the organism in Eukaryota, Metazoa, Chordata, Aves, Galliformes, Phasianidae. The transcript is spliced from 2 exons.